Molecule: messenger RNA, 4408 nt
Organism: Zophobas morio
Lineage: Eukaryota; Metazoa; Arthropoda; Insecta; Coleoptera; Tenebrionidae
Gene: Tollo
Product: toll-like receptor Tollo
Exons: 1
Coding region: 109-3909 (1266 amino acids)
Biological process (GO): signal transduction
Molecular function (GO): protein binding
Source: RefSeq, a predicted model, not a curated record
GGCCUUGUGCGAGGGCCCGCAGUCAAGCACCGAGCCCCGGUCGAGGCGGACACGGCAUGCGAGAAGCCAUCCGAACGUACGAUGGUGUAGUUCCUGGCACUUCGAGCGAUGGGCACCACGGUGGUGUGUGCGGUGUUAUUCGGCGCCGUCUUCGGCGUCCUGUCGGCGUCGCUGAGCAAGGCGCUGCGGUACCAAGCGCCCGACGAGUGCAAGUGGGUGGUUGUGGACAGCGGCACCGAGGACGACGUCGCGCUCGUCUGCCGCCUGCAGACGAUCAACAGCGAGCUGGAGAACACCAACUUCAGCGUGAUCCAGCCCCAGCACACGGUGCGGCUGCGGCUGGAGUGCAGUGACGCCCUCUUCUUCCAAAGUUCCUUGAGCGCCGGCAGCUUCAAGCCCCUGGUCGAGCUGCGCGAACUCUCGAUCGAGUACUGCAAGAUCGGUAACCUCUCCGACGGCGCCUUCCGCGGCCUGAAGGAGCUGAGGAACCUCACGGUGCGGACCCACAACACGGAUUGGUCAGCCAUGACCCUGGAAGUGUCGCCGAACGCGUUCACGGACGAGUUGCGUUUACUCGAGCGGCUGGAUCUCGGUGAAAAUAACAUGUGGAGUUUGCCCGACGGUGUGCUGUGUCCUCUGUACGCGCUGGAAGUGCUUAAUUUGACCCGGAAUCGGUUGCGCGAAGUGGCCAGUUUUCGGUUCACUCACAAUCCGUCGGAAAGCUGCGGGGCCAACUUGAGGCUCCUCGAUCUGUCACGUAACAACAUCGACAGGCUACCAUCGAGUCAAUUUUCUGCACUGUCACGCCUUCAAAAGCUCUAUCUUCAAGGAAACGGCCUCACACAUUUGGCAGAUCGUGCUCUCGAGGGACUCGUGGCACUCAACGUACUCAAGCUCUCCGACAACCGUUUAGUCAGUUUGCCGCCUGAGCUGUUCUCCGACACGAAAGAUAUCAGAGAGAUGUAUUUGCAAAACAAUUCCAUAAACGUCUUAGCUCCGGAUCUUUUUAGUGAACUGACGCAACUGCUAGUACUCGACUUGUCGCACAAUGAAUUGACGGCCGAUUGGAUUAACGCAGCGACGUUCGCCAGAUUGGUUCGCCUCGUUGUUCUCGAUAUUUCACACAACAGAAUAACCAAACUAGAACAGUCCGUCUUUAGAAACCUAAUUAGUCUCCAGAUUUUAAGACUGAACGACAACUUCAUCGAAGCGAUACCCGAAAACACCUUUUCUGCGCUUUAUAAUCUACACACGUUAAUUAUCUCCAACAACAAACUAACAAAAAUCGACAGCGAUACAUUUAACGGACUUCACGUGCUCUCACUAUUGUCGCUAGACAAUAACAAAAUAUCUUGGAUACAUCACGAGGCAUUGAAAAACUGUUCCAGUUUACAGGACCUUCAUCUUAACGGUAAUAAAUUGAUACAAGUACCGGAAGUACUACACAACGUACCAAUGCUGAAAACAUUAGAUCUCGGAGAAAAUCACAUUGACGUGAUCACAAACGAAACAUUUCGCGAAAUGAAUCAGAUGUACGGCUUGAGACUGACGGAAAACAACAUCGGUAACAUUACGAAAGGGGUUUUCGACAAAAUGUCGUCGCUCAAGAUACUGAACCUUUCUCGCAAUAAAAUACAGAAAGUAGCGGCAGGUGCGUUCGAUGCCAACGCCAACUUGCAAGCGAUUCGACUAGACGGCAAUUACUUAACGGACAUCCAGGAAUUAUUUGCCAAAUUACCGAGUUUAGUGUGGCUGAACAUAUCAGACAAUCAGCUGAAAUGGUUCGACUAUGCCCUAAUACCGACCGGUUUGCAAUGGCUCGACAUUCAUUCCAAUCAGAUAGAGGAAUUGGGCAAUUACUUUGAAAUCGAAUCAACCCUAUCUCUGAGCACGUUCGACGCUAGCGCGAACAAACUAACCGAAAUAACCGGAAGUGCUAUUCCUAACAGCGUGGAAGUGUUGUUUCUGAACGACAACCUAAUUUCGAAGGUCCAGUCGUACACGUUUUUCAAAAAACCGAAUCUGACGCGCGUGGAUUUAUUCGGAAAUAAAAUCACAAGCUUAGAUCCGAAUUCGUUACGAAUUUCGGCGGUUCCGCCUGAUAAGCCGCUGCCGGAAUUUUACAUUGGCGGUAAUCCGUAUCAGUGUGAUUGCACGAUGGAGUGGCUCCAGAAAGUGAAUAUCGGUAAUCGAGCUCGGACUCAGCCUAAAUUGGUCGACUUGGAAAGCAUUUAUUGCCAGUUGUUGUACAAUCGAGGUAGAACGUACGUUCCCCUCGUGGAAGCGGCACCUUAUCAGUUCCUUUGUACUUAUGAAUCACAUUGUUUUGCAUUGUGCCACUGCUGUGAUUUCGACGCCUGUGACUGUGAAAUGACGUGUCCGACCAACUGCACCUGCUAUCAUGAUCAAUCUUGGUCGGCCAACGUCGUCGAUUGUUCCUCCGGAGGGUACAUCACCAAACUCCCCGAACAAAUACCGAUGGAUGCAACUCAACUGUACUUGGACGGAAACGAUUUGCGCUCGUUAAAUAGUCACGCAUUCAUCGGUCGCAAAAGACUUAAAAUUUUGUUUUUGAAUAAUUCCAACAUAGAACUGAUCCAGAAUCGUACUUUUAACGGUCUCAAGGACUUGGAAAUUGUGCAUCUCGACGAGAACAGAAUUGGCGAACUGCACGGGUUCGAGUUCGAAGGGCUCGACAGUUUACGAGAAAUUUUCUUGCAGCACAACAGGAUAACGCAUAUAAGCAACACCACCUUUCUAGGAUUGCGGCAGCUGCGAAUCGUCAAGUUGGACCACAACAGGUUGCACUUGUACGACGUGUGGCAACUACCUACGACCAUGAUCGAAGUGACUUUGGCGUAUAAUCCUUGGUCCUGUGAGUGCGAAUUUAGCGAAAAAUUGCGGGAAUGGAUGGUGCGUGGCGACGUGGUUUCGGAUAGCGCGAACGUGCGUUGUGUGUUCAAUACGACCGAAAUCGACUACUACAGUGAGGACAUGUACGCGGACAAUCCAGACGUCGGAUUUUAUGUGAGUCAAGAGAACGGUACUUUGUGUACGGGCGCCGUGAACAUCGACAACAGCAUCAACGGCAAUCUAACGGCCACGAAAACCAUCAUCCAGAGACAAAUAAUCCAAGACUACUUGCCGCUGUUAGUGAUAACUUUGGCCGUCUUCGCCGUGAUCAUAAUCGUGACCCUGCUCUUGUUCAUUUUCCGGCAGGAGGUGCGCGUCUGGCUCCAUUCGAAAUUCGGGGUGCGGCUCUUCCACAGGUCGUCGGACCUGGACCGCGACGACAGGGACAAAUUAUUCGACGCUUUCGUGAGUUACAGUUCGAAGGACGAGGCGUGGGUCGCGGAGGUGCUGGCCCCGGCGCUGGAGCCCAACUACAAGCUGUGUCUGCACUACCGCGACUUCCCCGUGGGCGCCUUCCUCGCCGACACCAUCGUCCAGGCCGUGGAGUCGUCCAAGCGCACAAUCAUGAUCCUGUCGGAGAACUUCAUCAAGUCCGAGUGGUGCCGUUUCGAGUUCAAGUCUGCCCACCAUCAAGUUCUGCGCGACCGCCGCCGACGGCUCAUCGUGGUGCUGCUCGGCGAGGUGCCGCAGAAGGACCUGGACCCCGACAUCCGGCUGUACCUCAAGACCAACGUGUAUCUGCAAUGGGGCGACAAGCUGUUCUGGGAGAAGCUCAAGUUCGCCCUGCCCGACGUACCGAACAACCAGCGGCAUCGGGGCUCCGUGAGGGGCCCGCACGUGCAUCACCACGUGCACCGGCAUAGCGCACGGGCCCAGGCGCCCAAUCCUCCGAGCGGCGGUGUCGGAGGCGGCGGUGGUGGUGUCGGCGGCGGCGGCGGCGGCGGCGGAGGAGGAGGUGGUGGCGGCGCGACGCGGACUGUAGCCAUCCACAUUUGACAGUGAUACUGUUUUAUGUCAACCAAUUAUUGUGAUACUACGUAAUACAGACUGUGAGUGCAAUGUGAGUGCCGGAUGUGAUAGUCAAUUUCCGGGGGUGUGAGUGCGCGCGUGUGACGGCCGGACUGACUUGAGCAAGAAGCCGAGAGAGAAUUGGCGAGUGCUUGAAUGUGUGGACCCCGGACCACUCCGAUCCUGCGACGGAGUCUAACACUUGUUGCUGUAUAUAAGGACUUGUAUAGCUAAGUAUGUUCAAAACUGUAUGUAAAGCUGUAUAUAUUUAUAUAUUUUUAUACCCGGUAUUUAUUGUUGUAAGUUGUUUUUUCAACACUUUCUGCGUUACUUGCCAAUUUUACUUCUUUUUUGUGUAAUUAUUUAAAUCUACAUUCCAUUAAAGAACAUGCCGUAAUUUGUAAGUAAAUUUUAUUUAUAAAAUAACUUAGUAAUGCCUUUUCUACUGUCAAUGUAAAAUAAUAAAAUCUGAACAGCGACUUUUUAA